Messenger RNA from Paraglomus occultum, 451 nucleotides. Lineage: Eukaryota; Fungi; Glomeromycota; Glomeromycetes; Paraglomerales; Paraglomeraceae. The record is from the annotation of a GenBank genome assembly.
AUGCUUCAUACAGCUAUUCGUCGCACUGGAUUUGCUGCGCUGAACAACUUUAGAUUUCAGUCACGCACUCCGAGAGUAAUCCGAUCAUUUUCGGUAUUUGGUGCUCGCAGGGGAGACGCUUCACCUAGCCUUAUCGGCCCGGGUGCAAAGACAGGCAGCAUUCCCACGGAUUUAGAACAGGCAACUGGUCUCGAGAGAGCCGAAUUACUUGCUAAAAUAGAGGGACAUGAACUUUUUGAUAUGAAACCGCUGAUAUUGACUCAUCUGGGUACUAAGACCAAUCCUAUUCUCGUCAAAAGUGUUGAUCCUGAACGUUAUGUUGGGUGCACCGGCUACCCUAGCGAUUCGCACGAGAUUCUCUGGUUGAAAUUGGAAAAGGAUCAUGAAUUUGACAGAUGCCCCGAGUGCGGCGGUGUCUACAAACUAGUUUUCGUAGGUAGUGAUGGUGACG